Messenger RNA from Oryzias melastigma (Indian medaka), 2537 nucleotides. It is a transcript of the gene wipf1b, whose product is annotated as WAS/WASL interacting protein family, member 1b. The transcript has 10 exons. Lineage: Eukaryota; Metazoa; Chordata; Actinopteri; Beloniformes; Adrianichthyidae. The record is from RefSeq and is a predicted model, not a curated record. Bases 234 to 1766 code for a protein of 510 amino acids. Gene Ontology annotation, molecular function: actin binding.
UCGGGAUUGGCUGUUCGCGUCUCUUCACCGCCACCCGCAGGACCCGCAGGACCCCGCCAAACGCUGGGAGAUCACCGGCGGGGCCGCAGACGGCGUUCCUCCACAGUUGAUUGUGGCUGUUCACGUGUUGGAGUUUUAUGCGAAAUGAACUGAAGUCCUGCUUCUACCGUCUUCUGAAUUUAUGGACACUGAUUAAGGUGCGGCAGCCAGUGGUGACAGACUGAAGCAAAGCCAUGCCAGCUCCCCCGCCACCCCCACCCCCGGGGCCUCCCCCUCCUCCAACCCUGGCCCUUGCAAACACAGAGAAGCCAUCGCUGAACCGCUCGGAGCAGCAAGGAAGGAACGCCCUUCUGUCUGACAUUUCCAAAGGGGCCCGGUUAAAGAAAACCGUCACCAAUGACCGCAGCGGGCCCGUUUUUGAGAAACCCAAAGGAGGAGGUGGUGGAGGAGGAGGAGGAGGAGGAGGAGGUGGUGGAGGAGGAGGAGGAGGAGGUUUUGGUGGGGGGGCCCCUGGAGGUUUAGGAGGCCUUUUUGCAGGGGGAAUGCCAAAACUGAGAUCUGCAGGGACCAGAGAGUCCUUUGAUUCAGGAUCCAGUCGUGGGCCCAUUCUCCCCCCAGGGGCUCGCUCUGGUGGUCCCAGUUCCUACGGUGGAGGCGGUAGCCCCUCUGGCCCUCCUAAACUCCCGGGUGCUCCUGCUGGUCUUCGUAGCAGUCCUCCCGAUCUUCCGAGGGGGCGCCCCGGUCUGCCAUCAAGGCAGGACUCUCCUGGAGGAGGCCCACCUCCCUUACCAAACACGCCAAGACCUUCCCAGGGGUUCCAGUCUCGUAGUGCCCCACCCCCAUCAUCACUCCCCGGAGCACCCAAACCGAGCCCCGCGUGUGCAGUCCCACCGCCCAGCGUCCCACCGAGCAGGCACGGGCCCCUCCCUCCCCCGCCAAGAAGCUCCUCUCCAGGGUUUCCUCCACCACCACCGUCCAACGGCAGCAGACCUCCUUUACCCACAGCUCCUGGAGGACGGCCUCCUCUUCCAGAUGACCGACUGCCCCCGCCGCCAGCGCCCACAGGAGGUUAUCGUCCAUCUAUGCCCCGCGACAUGCCCCCACCCCCUCCUCCCUCCUCCAGCUUGAGGCCGUCUCCUUCCUCAUCGGGUCGUUCACCAGCCGUUGGAGGAACACCCCCUUUGCCACCGGGGCGACCGGGCCCUCCCCCACUCCCUCCCAGCCCUGCAGGGGGGGAUGACCAGAGCACACCCCGUUUGCCCCAAAGGAACAGCUCCCUCAACAGUCACAGUCCAGCCCCCCCACCUGGUCGGGCAGGACAUCUGCCUCCUCCACCAUCUGAAAGACCGCCGGCCUUCGGAAGGAACCAGUCAUCUUCACGCUCAGGAGCUCUCCCCCCCCCGCCUCCUACAGGUCGUAACGUUGGCCUCAGGUCUCCACCAGCGCCUGCCCCCCCCGGUCGGCCAGGUCUAGAGCCCCCCCGCGGUGGCCCCGGGGGCCGACCUCCGCCGCCGCCGGACAGGCAGGGCUCAGGAGCUUUUCCUCCUCCGCCUCCCAUGGGGAACGGCUUCCAGAACUCUCACCACAAUCAGUUUCAGGACGAAUGGGAGAGUCGAUUCAGCUUCCAGCCGGUGUCGGACUUUCCUCCACCUGAACCCUACGUGUCUUUCCCCAAGACUUAUCCCAGCAAACUUGCCAAGACAGACGGCAAAGGUGCUGGUAAAAAGGAGAGAGGAGCUCCUCCUCUUCCUCCCAUACCCAGGUGAAUACAAGAUGGCUGCCAUCCCCACCCUCCAGAAGACCCACAUCUUUUCUAUGCCUUUUUUUUUUUUUGUCAUCAUCGUACUUUGACCUGCUGCCUGACGUUCACAUGGAGACCGUCCGGCGUCUGGUGGAGCAUCAUCAUGCAGAUGCUCAGAAUGUAACUCCAGCAAACUGUUCAAUCAGGCUGAGGAUCUCUGUCAAUCAGAUUACAGCCAUGUUCUACGACGGUUCAUUCAGAUGAAGUUUCUUUCCAAGCUGUUGUGCUCUCAUGUCAGAUUUGCCUUUUUGUUGUUGAAAACAAGGAUUAAUUACUGGAGAGUGGAUUCUGGGAAAUGUGGUCUUUUCAUCUGCAAAAGCAUCCUGUGCCUUCAGUCUGUUCCUGUUGGGAUUAUGCAACGGUACGCCUGUGGACUAUUGUGGGGGAUUUUUUAUUUUUAAGAUUUUAAUGAUUAAAUCCAAAAUCUUUUUAUUUGUUAAAUUACCUUGAAGGACUGUAAGUUAUACAGCAGACAGUGCAGCAUUGUGUUUAAACAGGAACUUUGUAUUUUAAAAUCUCGACUAUCAGAGGAAAAUGAGACUGGAUAGAACAAAUACAUCAUUUAAAAACUCUGAAUAAAAAUGAAAGAUUUUUUUAUUUACAUUAUCACAUUUUAUCACAAACAAAAAACUGUAGCAUGAAGGAAGAAACAAUAUUUUUAUCAUCAGACACAUAUAUGAAUCAUUUACAUAUUGGUGCAAUAAAAGGGACAAUAAAUGGAUACGUGAAAAUGUGA